GACAGAGCUUCAAGACCCGUCUUUCAGUUCCCUGCGAUUUUGAGAACGCCGGAUUCGAAGACCGGCGAAAGACGGAGUGAAGAAGACCGGCUAAAGACGGCGAAUAACAACUCACAAUCUUGAAUUGUGCAAUUCCAGAUUUCCAGUUGACUUGCACACUUUUCUUUGGUGCUCUGAUGCUGGUGGCAGCAUGCAGAUAGUAGUUUGGAGAGAUGCAAAGGUAUCGUGCUAACAGCUGCGCUGGUGCGGUAAAUAGUAAUAGCACGUUUGGUGGAGCAGCUGGAAGGGAUAUCUCCAGAGCUGAAGCUAAUACAUUAGCACCUAACUUCUCCAGGCGAGCAUUGCAACUGACAGCAUUCAAAUUGAAGUGCAAUAAAGAACCACUAAAUUCCAGACUUGGACCACCUGACUUUCUUCCACUGACACCUAAUUGCCCUGAAGAAACACUCAACCGAGAAUAUGUGCAAUUUGGUUAUCGGGAGGCAGUUGAAGGGAUUGAGGAAAUACGCGAAAGCUCACUAUCACAGGCUCAGGUUUUUUCGAAGCCUGUCAUACUUAAAUGCAAAGAGGCAAUCAGAAAGUGCCAUAGGACCAUCAAUGAAUCUCGGGCCAAAAAACGGAAGGCGGGCCAAGUGUACGGAGUGCCUCUUGAGGGUUCACAGUUGACCAAGGUUGGUAUCUUCCCUGACCAAAGGUCAUGUGGAGAAGAUUUCAGAAAGAGGUGGAUUGAGGGGUUAGCCUCACAACACAAAAGACUGCGGUCUUUGGCAGAUCAGGUACCUCAUGGUUACCGGAAAAGAUGGCUUUUUGAAGUUCUUAUCAGGAAUAAUGUUCCAUUGCUACGGGCAACAUGGUUUAUAAAAGUGACAUAUCUUAAUCAGGUUCGUCCAGUAUUCUCCAGUUUAUCAUCUGGUGUGCCUGACAAAACAAACUUUUCCCGUUCAGAGCAAUGGACAAAAGAUGUCAUUGAUUAUAUGCAGUGUCUCUUGGAUGAAUUUGUUUCAAGAAAUACUGGCCAUUCUGCUGCAAAUAUCAGAGAUCGGUCACCACAAAUGGUUUAUCCAGGAUCAAUCCAGCUAAAAAAUGAGCCAGUUGCUUCAAGUUCUGAUCUUGGGGAGCCCUCACUACAUUUUAAGUGGUGGUAUGUUGUGCGUAUUCUACAAUGGCACCAUGCUGAAGGAUUGCUUUUUCCUUCUCAUGUUAUUGACUGGGUUCUCACCCAACUACAGGAGAAAGAGUUGCUUGGGCUUUUGCAGUUGUUACUACCUGUUAUAUAUGGGUUUAUUGAAACUGUUGUCUUAUCCCAAACCUAUGUACGUGCAAUGGUGCAAAUUGCUAUUCAUUUCAUCCAAGAACCUUCCCCUGGUGGAUCCGAUCUGGUUGACAAUUCACGCCGGGCAUAUACUAUGUCCGCACUUAUUGAGUUGCUUCGGUAUUUGUUACUUGCUGUGCCUGACACAUUUGUUGGUCUAGACUGUUUUCCUUUGCCCCCUUGUGUGGCAAAUACAUUUACUGAUGGAGGUUUCUUCUCUAAGGUGUGUGAGGAUGUCAAAAGGGUGAAAGUGGGUCCUCUUGAAGUUGCUGGAGUACUUAGAGACAGGGUUCCUGAGACUCGUUCUGAGUCUGUAUCCAUUGACCUUGUAGUAUCUUCAAUUAAGAAACGUGCAGAUAGUCUUGCAGAAGCGGCAAGGCCUGACCAUACAGGUCAAAAUGUUGCCAAAGCUUUACACGCAUUGGACAAAUCCCUCGUAAAUGGGGAUUUGCGAAUACCGUAUAAGUUCCUCUUUGAAAAUCAUUGUGAUGGCAUUGUGGAUGAAAGCUGGAUAGCAGAAACCAGUUCUUGUUUGUUUUCCUCCCUUAAACAUAUCGGGGAAGUGAAUCUCUCAUUUAUCUGUUCUGUUUUUUUCAUUUUUGAAUGGGCAACAUGUGAUUUCAGAGACUUCCGCUCUAGCCCGUCGCACGAAUUAAAAUUCACUGGUAGAAAGGAUUUCUCUCAAAUUUACAUUGCAGUACGACUUCUCAAGCUAAAGAUGAGAGAAGUGCAAAUUUCAAGCCAGUUCAAGAAUGAAAGCAAUGUAAAAAUAGAGAAUGUUGGAAAGGAUCCAGGCCAGCAGAAUAACAUUCAUAGAAGUGUUGGUAAUGGUGUCGGUGAAUCUUUUCACAGCACAAAGAGCAGGGCUGUUAAAAGCAAGGAUUUUCUACGUUUGUUUGAUAGUCCAAGCCCUUUGCAUGAUGUUAUUGUUUGUUGGAUAGAUCAACAUGAAGUUCAUAAUGGAGAAGGCUUGAAGCGCCUUCAAUUACUUAUUGCAGAACUUAUCAGGGCUGGACUCUUUUAUCCCCAAGCUUAUGUUAGGCAGCUGAUUAUUAGUGGUGUCAUGGAUGAGAAUGUACCUCAUGUUGAUCCAAUUAACAGAAAAAGACAUUGUAGAAUCUUGAAACAGCUGCCUGGUCCUCAAGUCUAUGAUGCUCUUGUAGAGGCCCAAAUUGCUGAACCACAGAUACUUUCAGAGCUGAUGAAUGUAUACUCAACUGAAAGGCGUUUGGUGCUUCAUGGGGUGCUUGACCGCUAUAAAAGCCCCAGUGGAGCUAGUAGUUCACACAUGAAAUGUAAACAUCUUGACUCAGGAGGUGAAAUUGCUUCUCCACCAUUUGUAGAGUGCAGAUCUGUUCCGUUAACACAAAAUGCUUUACCCAAAAAUAUGCACACAGUUGAAGUUGAAGACCUAAAAUUUUCAGUUUGCAUGGUGUUGCAAUUUCCUUGUUCGAUAUUAACUGAAGCAGGCCUUCUUCAGGCUCAAAAAAAAGUUAAGAAGCAUUGUGUGGCUUCCCCCAACACUAUGGAUAUAAUUGAAGCAACACCAGGAUGUGAAGAGUGUAGAAAAGCAAAGAGACAAAAGCUGAGUGAGGAUAAGAGCUCAAUUAAAAUUUACCCGCAGAAUCAAUCAGAUGAUGAAGAGAGUUGGUGGGUAGGGAGGUGCCAAAAGCCCGUGGAAUCUUUUAAAGUAGAUCCACCACCUCCUAAGCCAACCAAACAAUCCACACGGGGUCGGCAAAAGGUUGUCCGAAAAACUCAAAGUCUUGCACAGCUUGCUGCUGCCAGGAUUGAAGGUAGUCAGGGAGCAUCAACAAGUCAUGUUUGUGAUAGUAGAGUGAGCUGUCCACAUCAUAGGUCUGGCUCUGAAGGUGAUCACCCAAGGGCAGUGGAUGGAACUAAAACUCAACGAUUUUCUGACAUUGUUUCCAUUGGAAAGCUACUAAAGAAGGAGAAAGCUGUGAAAAAAAGAACAAUGACCUUGUGGUUAAUAGGGGUUGUAAAGAAGCUUGUUGAAGAAACUGAGAAGAAUCUGGCCAAGGUUGGCCAAUAUGGGAGAUCAUUUGCUACUGGCGAUGAACAAGGUUCUAUUCAAUGGAAACUUGGUGAAGAGGAGCUUUCUAUGAUCUUAUAUCUGAUGGAUGCUUGUAAUGAAUUGGUUUUAGCACUCAGGUUCCUUUUGUGGUUGUUACCUAAGGUACAUGGAUGUGCCACUGUAACAAUCCAUGGCAGUAGGAAUGUUCUUGUGAUCCCGAGGAUGGCAGAGAACAAUGUGUGUGAAGUUGGUGAAUCAUAUGUCUUGUCAUCUGUGCAGAGGUAUGAAAAUGUACUUGUUGCUGCAGAUCUUAUUCAAGACGUACUGUCUGCAGCAAUGCAUCGUUGUGCUGCCAUCAUGUCAUCAAACGGAAGAGUUUCAACUUCACUAUCCUUAGGUUAUGCUCGGUACCUUUUAAAGAAAUAUGGCAGUGUGCCCAGUGUUGUUGAAUGGCAAAAGAACUUCAAAUCAACACAUGAUAAGAGAUUGACUUCUGAGCUUGAAUCUGGAAGACUUUUAGAUGGUGAUUUUGGAUUUCCUCUUGGGGUGCCAACUGGAGUGGAAGACUUGGAUGAUUUCUUUCGCCAAAAGAUAAGCAGUGUUCGUGUAUCAAGGGUAGCAUUGACCAUGAGGGACAUAGUUCAAAGAAGAGUUGAUGAGGCUUUUCAGUUUUUUUAUGGGAAAGAUAGAAAACAUUUGGGUCCCAACUCCAUUAGAAGCCCUGGAUUUGAAAAUUGGGAUGAUGGGUAUCAGAUAGGCCAACAAGUGGUAAUGGGAUUAUUGGAUUGCAUGAGGCAGACUGGUGGUGCAGCCCAGGAAGGUGAUCCUACCUUGGUUUCGUCUGCUAUAUCUGCAAUUGUUUGUAAUGCUGGCCAGGUAAUUGCCAAAAUUCCUGAUAUAGCUUCUAAUAACAAUCACUUUAACUCCUCAGUCACUUCAGACCCACUGCAAGUUGCUCGGUGUAUAUUGCGUGUACAUAUAACCUGCCUUUGCCUACUUAAGGAAGCACUAGGAGAGCGUCAAAGUCGUGUCUUUGAAGUUGCUCUUGCAGUAGAAGCUUCUUCUGCUCUGGCACAAAAUUCUUCUCCUGUAAGAGCUCCUCGCUCCCAGUAUCAUCAGUCUUCUGAAUCCCAUGAUCUCACUGUUAGAUUUGCAGCUGCUGUUUCUGCUCUUGUUGUUGGAGCAAUAAUACAGGGAAUUGUGAGCCUUGAGAGGAUGAUUUCCCUUUUGAAGUUAAAAGAAGGUCUUGAUGUUAUUCAUUUCAUAAGGAGUAUUAGAUCUAAUUCAAAUGGCAAUUCACGCUCAGUAGGGGCUUUCAAGGGUGAUAAUAGUUUAGUUGAAGUUUCAGCCCACUGGUUUAGGGUACUAGUUGGAAAUUGUCGGACAAUUACUGAUGGACUGAUUGGUGGCUUACUGGGAGAUGCUUCUAUAGUAGCUCUGUCCAGAAUGCAACGAACACUGCCUUUGAACUUAGUUUUUCCUCCUGCCUAUUCAAUGUUUGCAUUUGUACUAUGGAGAUCAAUCAUUCUCAGUCCUACCAUUGGAUCUCGUGAUGAUAUGCAGCAACUAUAUCAGUCCUUACUGCUGGCUCUUGGUGAUGCCCUAAAACACCUCCCCUUUCAUGAGGUAUGCCUGAGAGACACACAUGGCUUGUAUGAUCUUAUGGCUGAAGAUACGCUUGAUACAGACUUUGCGUCCUUGCUAGAUUCAAAUGGUUCAGAUAUGCGUCUGAGGGCUUCUGCCUUUGUUCCUCUACGCGCAAGGUUGUUUCUAAAUGCCCUUAUAGAUUGUCGAAUGCCACAAUCAUUAAGUAAACAGGAAGAUGUUAAUCGGAUUUCAUCAAUACUAGGUGAUUUGAAAGCGGAAAAUGGGGUAAAGCUUGUACACAUUUUGGAUACCUUGCAGCCUGCAAGGUUUCAUUGGCAAUGGCUGGAGAUUAGACUUCUUUUGAACGAACAAGCUGUCAUUGAAAAGUUGGAUAGGCAUGAUACUUCACUGGGGGAGGCAUUGAGGUUUCUGUCACCAAAUCCUGAUAAAGUUGCUGCUUCUGAUAAUGAGGGAAACUUGAUUGAGAUAAUUCUCACUAGGUUACUUAUCAGACCAGAUGCAUCUGCUCUCUUUUCAGAGGUGGUACAUAUUUUGGGGAGGUCGCUUCAGGAUGCAAUGCUAAAGCAAGCUAAAUGGUUACUAGAAGGAAAUGAUGUUCUUUCUGGAAGAAAAUCUGUCCACCAGAAGCUGUUCAGUAUUGCGGUGACUAAAGGUUUGUCAACAAAGCCUCAAUAUAGUAGGUCAUGGGGAUGGUGUGCUAGUAACGAUGAUCCUAUGACAAACAAGGGGGAAAAGGGGAAAUUUGACGUCUCUUCUCUUGAAGAAGGAGAGGUUGUUGAGGAAGCAACGACCUUAAAGCAUUCGGGGGGAGGUUCUGGUCAGGUUGUGGAUGAUGUUGAUGGCUUCCCUUCUGCACACCAGCAUAAAACUCAGAGAGCUUUCAUAAAAUUAGUUCUGCCUUGCAUUGAUCAAGCUUCUGAUGACUCAAGGAACAGGUUUGCUGCUGAUAUGAUCAAGCUGAUAAAUUCCAUUGAGCAGCAGAUCAACGCGGUUACUCGUGAAGUAAGCAAGCCAGCUGGAGCUGUUUCUUCUGGAGUUGAUAUCCCAACAACAAAAAUGACUACUCGCAAAGGUGUUAGAGUUGGCAGUCCUGGAUUGGCCAGGCGAUCGACUCCUCCUAGUGAAACUGUACCACCUUCCCCUGUGGCAUUGCGAGCAUCUAUUUCACUGAGGUUGCAGCUCAUCCUGAGAGUACUCCCUAUUAUUUGUGGAGAUGGAGAACUGUCCGGGAGGAGCCUGAGAUACCCUCUUGCUUCAGGAAUAUUGCGUUUACUUGGAAGUAGGGUCAUAUAUGCUGAUGCUGGUCACUGCUUUAACUCAAGUUUUACCUCAAAAAGAGAUCCAGAUGCAUUACUAGAAGCUUCUGGCAGUGCAUCAGAAGCUGUGAUGGGGGAAAGCCUCUUCGAUUGUUUGUUAUUGGUGCUGCAUGCUUUGCUAAGUAGCCAUCCACCAAGUUGGCUGAAGAUAAAAUCUAGCUCUAAGUCAACUAGUGAAUGUAGCAAGGACUAUGCCGCAUUAGAUCGUGAUGUUGCAGAGUCUCUCCAGAAUGAUCUAGAUCAGAUGCAAUUGCCUGAUUCAAUUCGGAGACGCAUCCAAACAGCAAUGCCAAUUAUUUUCCCUUCUGUUCAGCACUCGGUCUCAUGUCAUCCUCCAUUGGUAUCACCUGCAGCUCUUGCUACACUUUUACCUAGCAAUCCGGUAUCUGUAUUGCAAUCUGGCGGGACCCAGCAUAGGAACCACCAUCAUCCUUCAUCUCUACUUAGUAGGGGAGCAACUAAUUCUGCAGGGAAGACUAAGCAGCAAUCAUCACAGCCUCCUCCACCACCACAGCAAGACCACCAUCAUGAUCUUGAAUUCGACCCUUGGAUUCUUUUGGAGGACGGGGCAGGGUCGAGCCAGUCAUCAUCAAACGGCUCUAACACAGGUGGUGGUGAUCAUGCCAAUCAGAAGGCUGCAAGCUGGCUUAAGGGCAGUGUAAGGGUGAGGAGGACAGAUCUCACUUACAUAGGCGCAGUCGACGACGACAGCUGAUUUUGAGUUGAUAAACGUACCAAAUUUGUUUUCCCUUCGGUUGCCCAAGAAAAGAGCAAAGCUUCCCGGCUCACUCCCCUGCUGUAUUUUCCUUCUCUGCCAUGGGGAAGUGCCGUUGAGAGCGCUCUUUUUUGAAUUUUAGGCUGAAAGCGGGGCCCACUUGGGCUGGCAUCUUCGGGAGGGGCACUAUGGAAACUAACCAACCCUUCAGACAUUUUUACCGGGCAAGCUUAUUCAACUAGACAGAGUCCACGGUCCUCCGCUCAAGUGCUAACCCGUCGAUUUUGAUGCCCCGUGCCAGGACCGUGUGGCUCUAGUGGCGCAGUUGGGAGGUUGUUGUACAUAUUAAAAGAAAGAAAAUGAAGUCAUUGUUCCCUCAUGUGGUCUUGUUGUUUUGAUAUCUGAACACCUGAUUAAUUGAUGUACCCCUAGAUGAUGAUGAUGAUAGUUAAUGCCCUCAGCAAAAAUGUCAUGUGCUUUAAAUCCAUUGCUGUUGUAUUUUUCGCAUCUUUCCUUAAGUCCCCAUUCAUUUGGGGAUCUGUGGAAGAGAGCCAUGCCUGUUGUAGCCAAGUUUCUGUAUUUUU
Cuscuta campestris is the source of this 7570-nucleotide messenger RNA. NCBI's taxonomy places the organism in Eukaryota, Viridiplantae, Streptophyta, Magnoliopsida, Solanales, Convolvulaceae. The record is from the annotation of a GenBank genome assembly.